GGUCUGUGGUUGCUUCGAUUGGGAGGUCCUGGUGGUCAGACCGUCCGGAAGUAGUAUUGGGGGCUACAAGCAGCUCUUAGGUUGGAGCAUGGGAAGAUUUUCCCUUGGGAGACCAAGAUGACACAGCGGCUCCUCAAGUCCCAGUUCGAGUACCACGCCAGGGACAAAAAGCUCGGGAAGAUCCACAGAGCGGCCAGCAAGGGGGACGUGCUGACAAUCCACCACCUCUUGGAGGUGCAGGCAAGCGGAGUUAACGACAGAGACAGGAGCAACAGAACCGCUCUGCAUCUGGCUUGUGCCAAAGGACAUGUAGAAGUUGUCAAUUUCCUCAUAGGAAGACAAUGCCUGAUUGAUGCCAUUGACAAUGCAGACAUGACACCUCUGAUGAAGGCCACACAGUGUAAUCAAGAGAAAUGUGCAAUCAUCCUACUAGAGCAUGGCGCUGACCCAAAUCAUACUGACAGGAAUGGCAACACUGCCCUCCACUAUGCCAUCUAUAAUGAGAACACAGGAAUAGCAAAGCAGCUUAUUCAACACAACGCAGAUAUCAAACUCAGAAAUAAGGAUGACCUCACACCGCUUUUAGUUGCUAUCUGUGCAAAAAGAGAGAACACAGUGGAUUUUUUAGUUAAGAAUAAUGACAUUUUUCAUGCGCUGGAUAAUAUGGAUAGGUUUUGCAACAAAUUUGGACAUGUGGAUCAUUUGAUUGCACCUGGUGUGGAAGACUUCAAUUUAUUUACAAUGAAAGAACCAUCAACUUCAUCAGAUGUAAAGAAUAAAAAUGAUACUGCUGGCAUUCAAAGUGCAAAAAAAGAACAAGCAAAUAAAGAUGGAAUAAAUUGUACUGAUGAAUUUUGCAAUUAUACAAAUGCAGUGUCUACCUUAAGAGUAGAAGAAAAAAUUGUAGAAUCAUCUUCAGAUUCUAAGAGUAUUUCUCAAAGUCCUCUUCAGAAAAAUGAUGAUCAAGCUGGAACUGCAGAGGAAAGAGAGAUGUGCAGAAAUCAACCACUAACAAACAGUAAUAAGAAAGAAAAAGCACCAUGGGCCAUGUCAAAACAGUCAUUCCACAGGAGUUUCAGAACUAGUAAACAUAAUACCGUGGUACCUGAAUUAGAGCAUGUCAGUUCUCCAACACACAAUGACACAGAAUUAACAAUAAAGAAAGGACAAACCCUGCUUGAAAGAACUGAAUGUAUCCAGCCACAGAACAGGAAGGAGCCAUCCUUGCAAAGUUCAGACAAAGAACCUCCUGGACAGAAAAAAUAACAGAUCAUGGCAUAAUGAUUUUACUCUUAAUGACCAAGAAUGGGCACAAUGCCUGAAGUGAGACAGCCAUCACCGUUGAUCUAUCUUAUACUGUUAUCAAACAAAAUUAAAGUGUAAAAUCAAGUUCCUGGUAAAUGUAAGA
Messenger RNA from Ochotona princeps (American pika), 1408 nucleotides. RefSeq names its product ankyrin repeat domain-containing protein 26-like. Gene Ontology annotation, molecular function: protein binding. Bases 118 to 1266 code for a protein of 382 amino acids. The record is from RefSeq and is a predicted model, not a curated record. The transcript is spliced from 10 exons. NCBI's taxonomy places the organism in Eukaryota, Metazoa, Chordata, Mammalia, Lagomorpha, Ochotonidae.